UUUCAGUCAUUUGAAAGGUUGCGCCUGUUGAUGUGUUCGUGCGCGUCUGCUCGGAAAAAUCAGAGAGCGUGUAUGAAAUCUUCUGAUUCUUGUACGAUAAUUCAUACAAUUAAGACCUAGUUUCCGAUGCCACCUUAUUAAGGCCACGAUAUUGUUGUGAGUUUGUGUGUGAAGACAGACGCUCGUUGCAGAUGUCUAUUAGAUCAACUGUAACAGUAUAAGGCCAACUAAACUGUACAGAUUAUCGGUUGAAUGCCGACUUCAUUCGGUGUGUAUUAUAUUGUGUGUCUGGAGUAAAUUGUUAAAUUUACUGUGUUUUGCGUGGUUUGUUACCCACUUUUCUAUCGGCAUCAUAAUUUCUUGAGCAACAAAGCCUAAUCAAGCGUGACAGUGAUGCCGGUGGAUACUUAUGCUUAAUCGGAAUUAAGUAGCGGAUAUGCGCACGCGUUAGCAUCUGCUUAUGGUUGUGUGAUUUUGUGUAUUCAUGUUGCAUAUUGGAAUUUUCCGGAAUACAGAACAUUGUAAUUAUAUCGCCACUAAACGUCCACAGUUGUUAUAGUCCGCUUUUUUCCGCUCGACCUGUCGUGUGUGUGACAGGUUGGGCUUGAAAUGGUUCCGUAUUGGCUGUUGACGUUUUAUCCCGCUGCUUUUAUUGUAAUUUGCCCGCUUCUCUAUCUACGCCCGGUCGAUGCUCAGGAUAUUCAGUCCGCCCCGCUACAGUACAUAAGUUACAGUGCAGUUCCGAGGCUUCCCUUUUCCGAAAACCUUUUACGGUUGCGGGAUGGAACUAACAUUAUGGGUGCGACCAGAACCGCCCGAACGGAAUCACUUCGCAGCUACGAUACAUGCCCGGCCAAUUCCGAGUGUACAUUUAUGUCCAAGUGCACCACAUUACGCCGUGUACAGCCGACGGUGCGCUGUGAUGUAGCACUCAACGAAAUGCAGUCGGCCAUUAGUAUGCGUCUUCCGGGCGGAGUGUGUUGUCGCACCAAAAUGUCUGCCGCUAGCAGUGCAGAUACGAUGGUCAACUCGCAAACAUCUCUGUUUACCCCCGUCACUUCUGGAGAGUCCAGUUAUCUUCCCAACAGCAACCGGAAAUCAGGUCAUCUUGUGAAUUUUGUCCAGUCCCCCAAUUCCGCCGGCGUGCAUUAUGCGCCCGGUAGCAAAACCCCGCUGAUUUUUACCGAUCCUGGAAAGGAAUCGUCCGUUAGCUACAUUCCAGGAGAAGCGCCGGUCAAUAAAAUUAAGCAAAAAAUGGAUGCAGUUGUGCCUGCUGCGGACGAGUUAAUGAUACCAAAACCAGUCGCAACAGAGCCUUCAAAAUUACCGAUUGAGGGCUCAGUGCCUCUUGCCGUCCUCACUCCUCCGCCGCCGAAACCCAUCAGUGCAACUGCAAAUCAAAAUCCACCGCCGCCAUCGAACGACGCACCAAACACCCAGGUGUUGUUCCAAACCGCUGCCAUCUCGCAGGAAACACCACCGCCCAACACCACUCCCCAACCACUUCCUGCAGGCGGGUUUAGUCCUCCACAACCCCAGUGGGUCUACUCAGUACCAACGAAUCAGCAGCAGUACAAUGCACCGGUACAACAAAUUUACAAUGCACCGGUUUCCCCGCAGCCACCGCAGAUGCCUAUGCAGUGGCCAGUACAGCAAAUACCGGCCGCGCCAGCGCAACCGAUGCAGAGCACAGGUGUCCAGAACACAAUGGGAAUACUGCCCAAUUUAGCUGGCAAUCCAUUUCCCGCUUUUCCGGGUGGUCAAAAUCGACCAGUAAUCGAAAUGGUGCAGCAAAAUGGUCAGCUCAUUCAGACAUUCUCCGGUUUUCCUUCCGCCCAAUUGUUCCAACCAGCGCAGCCUGCUCAGAAUUACACAGUUUUGCAACAAAAUCCGCCAGUGCCACCGCCGAUGCCCGCACCAGCUCCAUCCAGUAAUCCACCAGGGAUCCCUAGUGACACUCAACAAACAUUUUGUGGAGUGAGGGAUAAUUUGUUCACACAGGGACGGUCACCGCGAGUAUUGGGAGGACGACCGUCUGAAUUUGGUGCUUGGCCGUGGAUGGCAGUGAUUUCCAGUUCGAAACGUCUGCGGUGCGGUGCAACAAUUCUCAAUGAACAGUUCCUCGUGACCGCAGCCCACUGUGUUUACAAGAAUUUUCAAUAUGGCUAUUAUCAGGAUCUCAGCGUGCAGAUCGGCAUCUUCAGUAUGGAUGAUUAUCAGCCGCCGCAAUUCCAACCGGAAACCGUCCGAAUCCUGCGCGUUUUCAUUCAUCCACUAUUCAAUACGUCGCAGUCCUCCUUUGAUGUCGCACUCAUUCAGCUGACACAACCCAUUGUGUUCAAGCCACAUAUUAAACCAAUCUGUUUACCCAGUUUUGAGCACGUGGGCGAAAUGGGAACAGUGCUGGGGUGGGGAAAAAGAAAAGAAACUGAUGACCGCUCCAAUUUACCGACGGUACUUCAGGAAGUCGACAUGCCGAUACUUUACCCAUGGCAAUGCAUUCUCGAACUGCGAAGCAAUAAGAUCUUCGACGAUGUUGGACCGCAAUUCGUUUGUGCCGGUGGCAAAGCCAACCAAGAUGCUUGUCGAGGUGAUUCGGGUGGACCACUGCUCGCGCUGACUAAAGGUCAGUUUUGGGAGAUUGUUGGAAUUGUCAGCAAAGGUUACGGAUGCGGAAAAGAAAAUGUACCGGGAAUCUACACCAAUAUCUGGUUCUUAAAGGACUGGAUUGAGACAACUGUUGCGUCCAACUGGAAUACUUUCAAUAUAUUUAAUCCGUUUUUUCUAAGAGAUCGUAGCGAUGUUUUCAACAAUUAUUUUAGAUAACAUCAGACGAAUGCGUGUAAAAGAUGGAAAUGGUCUUUCUCACUAAGGUGCACGGAAUUUAAGUCGGCGUGCUUCAGAUGUAAAAGGUCAAGGAUUUGGCACUCCUUGAUAAGCUGACUAACCGUGAAAGUGGUUCGACCCUUUUUGUUGAUCUGUGAUUGUUAUUCUGUUUUUUUAGUUAGUAGUCGCACCAGAUUCAUCCCCGUUGAUCGAAAAGUAGUUUAUAUUUUGGGUUGUGAGCUGUGGGAGUUUUUCGUCUUGUCAUAAGUUGUCGCAGUGUGUCAAAGCCAGUUAUCACUCAUUUGUAUG
Paramacrobiotus metropolitanus is the source of this 3135-nucleotide messenger RNA. Its product is annotated as serine proteinase stubble-like. The coding region runs from base 610 to 2826 and encodes 738 amino acids. Gene Ontology annotation, biological process: proteolysis. Gene Ontology annotation, molecular function: serine-type endopeptidase activity. The transcript is spliced from 7 exons. NCBI's taxonomy places the organism in Eukaryota, Metazoa, Tardigrada, Eutardigrada, Parachela, Macrobiotidae. The record is from RefSeq and is a predicted model, not a curated record.